Messenger RNA from Aspergillus alliaceus, 792 nucleotides. RefSeq lists its product as uncharacterized. Bases 1 to 714 code for a protein of 237 amino acids. The transcript is spliced from 4 exons. Lineage: Eukaryota; Fungi; Ascomycota; Eurotiomycetes; Eurotiales; Aspergillaceae. The record is from RefSeq and is a predicted model, not a curated record.
AUGACCGAGUCCAAUCGCGCAAGAAUUAAAGUCUCCGAAAACCUGGAUCUUAGGGACAAUAAGGCAGCCGUCAGCCUGAUUUUUGACUUGGUCCGUGACUUCUUCGCAAGUCCUGAUAUCUCCAUCACCGAAGUACACGAAGCCAAUAAGGACGAAAUCCUGAGAGCAGCUCCCCGGCCAGUUGCCCAUAACCUUCCCCCCCCCGUAGCUGAUGAUUCCAGCUAUGAAAUCAUUAGACCAGGGGUAAUGCUGAGCUCCGGUAAGCAUCCCGAAGAGGGAUGGGAGAUUCUCACUUCUUCUGGUGUCCUUGUGAGAGGCCAUCAUGGCUUUGAGUACAUGACAGUCACAGCUCAUGGGUUUCCAGGAUCUCUAUUUGAUAGAAAAGUCUAUCAUGCUCAUUCCUUUAACAAAACACUUGGCGAAGCAAUCAUUAAACUCUCCUAUAUAGACACUGUGUUGGUCCAACUAAUUAAAGGUGUAGAGUUUGUUAAUGAGCUAUUCGAAAACACCCGUAUGACAGUACCACCUUUCAAGCUGACAGGCUUUGUUCAAGCAGCCGAAACAAGAAUUGGUAACGAUAUCUUCCUUGACAGUCUAUUCUCAGGUUUUAUUGAAGGGACCCGCGGGCCCCACUCCCUACUUCGAGUACCAAGUGAUGAUCCUUUUGAGCCGGAGCAAGUAUGGAUCAGAUGCCAAUGGGGCUAUAUGGGUUAAAACUCAAACCAGGCCAUAGGCGAUGGUGUCUGUGGCUCGGUAAUUUGGAAUGAAAAUCAUAAAGCUCUCGGAUUUUUC